Molecule: messenger RNA, 2771 nt
Organism: Thalassophryne amazonica
Lineage: Eukaryota; Metazoa; Chordata; Actinopteri; Batrachoidiformes; Batrachoididae
Product: cAMP-specific 3',5'-cyclic phosphodiesterase 4D-like
Exons: 15
Coding region: 94-2367 (757 amino acids)
Biological process (GO): signal transduction
Cellular component (GO): perinuclear region of cytoplasm; nucleus; cytosol
Molecular function (GO): 3',5'-cyclic-AMP phosphodiesterase activity
Source: RefSeq, a predicted model, not a curated record
GCGCGGAGGAGAAAAAGGAGCAGAGGAGAAAGUAGAAGGGACGCGCACAAACAUAGACACACACACACGGAGAGAGAAAGAGAAGAAAAAGACAUGAGCUUACCGACUAACUGUGUGCUGCUGGCCCCCGCGGUUCAGGAUCGCUGCUUUAAAAUGUGCAACGGCAGCGUGUGCGGCUCCGCGCGCGCCGUCAACAGACCCAUCGACAUCGUGCAGAAACGCAGGCGCUUUGAUGUGGAGAAUGGCCUGUCGGUUGGACGCAGUCCACUGGACUCUCAGACCAGUCCGGGGUCUGGUCUGGUUCUUCAGGCUAACUUCCCCCACAGUCAGCGUAGAGAGUCCUUUCUCUACCGCUCCGACUCAGACUUUGAGCUUUCACCCAAAACAAUGUCCCGUAACUCUUCCACUGCCAGCGACAUGCAUGGAGAAGACAUGAUUGUGACUCCAUUUGCACAGGUUCUUGCCAGCCUUCGAACAGUGAGAAGUAACUUUGCUGUCCUGACACAUCUACAAGAUCGUGUGAGCAACAAGCGGCCCCCAAACAGUAACCAACCCUCCAUGUGUAAACAAUGUCUCGCAGAGGAGCCCUACCAGAAGCUGGCAAUGGAGACACUGGAAGAGCUCGACUGGUGUCUGGACCAGCUGGAGACACUGCAGACAAGACACUCAGUCAGUGAGAUGGCUUCAAAUAAGUUUAAGAGGAUGCUGAACAGGGAGCUGACCCAGCUGUCAGAGACCAGCCGCUCAGGGAAUCAGGUUUCAGAAUUUAUCGCCAACACCUUUCUCGAGAAACAACAUGACGUGGAGAUUUUGUCUCCGUCUCCGAAGGAGAAAGAAAAGAAGAAGAGGCCAAUGUCACAGAUCAGCGGGGUGAAAAAGGUCACCCAGAGCCACAGCCUAGCACCCACCUGCAUUCCCCGCUUUGGAGUAACCACCCCACAUGAAAGUAAUCUGGCCAUGGAGAUUGAGGACAUUAAUCGUUGGGGUUUAGAUAUAUUCAAGAUAGCAGAGUUUUCAGGAAACCGCCCUCUAACGGUCGUCAUGUACUCCGUCUUCCAGGAGCGAGACCUUCUAAAGACAUUUAAGAUUCCAGUUGAUACUUUCAUCACCUUCAUUAUGACCUUGGAGGACCAUUACCAUGCUGAUGUAGCUUACCAUAACAACAUUCAUGCUGCUGACGUAGUGCAGUCCACCCAUGUUCUCCUGUCUACACCAGCUCUGGAAGCAGUGUUCACAGACCUGGAGAUCAUGGCUGCUCUUUUCGCCAGUGCCAUCCAUGAUGUUGACCACCCAGGAGUCACCAACCAGUUCCUUAUAAACACCAGUUCAGAGUUGGCACUGAUGUACAAUGAUGCCUCAGUGCUGGAGAACCACCACUUGGCUGUGGGCUUCAAACUGCUCCAAGAGGAGAACUGUGACAUCUUUGAGAACCUCAGCAAGAAACAGAAAGACUCCCUACGCAAAAUGGUCAUUGACAUGGUGCUAGCUACAGACAUGUCCAAACACAUGAACUUCUUGGCGGACAUGAAGACGAUGGUGGAAACCAAGAAGGUCACCAGUUUGGGAGUUCUGCUGCUUGACAACUACUCAGACCGCAUCCAGGUUUUACAAAACAUGGUCCAUUGUGCUGACCUUAGCAACCCCACCAAACCCCUGGAGAUUUACCGACAGUGGACUGACCGCAUCAUGGUGGAGUUCUUCACCCAGGGAGACCGAGAGCGGGACAAGGGCAUGGAGAUCAGCCCCAUGUGUGACAAACACAAUGCUUCCAUCGAGAAAAACCAGGUGGGGUUCAUCGACUACAUCGUCCACCCUCUGUGGGAGGCGUGGGCGGACUUGGUGCACCCUGAUGCCCAGGACAUCCUGGACACCCUGGAGGACAACAGGGAGUGGUACCAGAGUAUGAUCCCCCGCAGCCCCUCCCCUACCAGCCCAGAGGAGCACCUUGCUGAAGCGGGACCUGGAGCUGGCACUGUGGGACCAGGGGGGUCAACCCCUUCAGGAGGAGGUGUGGGAGGAGGAGACAAGUUCCAGUUUGAACUCACCCUGGAAGAAGAGGAGGAAGACGAGGAAGAAGAAGGAGAAUCAGACCAGGAGAGCUCCCACGAAGAUGAGACUGGCGGGGAGCAACAGCGGAGCUCUUCCCCUCCGUCUCUGUCCUCAGACCAUCACAGCGCCAACAGCAGUAGCAACAGGUGUCCCUCCCCCUCGCCCCGCCCAUCUCAGAUGCUGCGUCUGGCUGCAGUAUCAGUGCAGAGUCCCCACCCCCACAGGACACAAGCUUCCCCGGGAGUGGACAACUCUGUCACGAACGGAGAACUGACCCCAGAGGGCAAUGGGGUAGACUGCCUCCAUGUGGGCACAUAACAGCUGGCAUGACCUUCCCCACCCAAGAGACACACACGGUGCAAGUGGGGAGGUGCAGGCAGGGCAUGUAUUUGGAAGAAAAAAGUCUGUAAAAUCACCACAGUCCCUUUACACUGGAGACACCUCUGUCUUUGGAGAACAGGGUGAUGUUCCUCCUCUGUUUUUUUUGUUGUUUUUUUUGUCUUGAAAAGCAAGACUUGUUUUAACCUACUUUUGGGUGUCUCUUCUUGCUUUGUUGUAGCUUCAGUCAGGCGUGUCCUGGGCAGACUGUUGGUGACAAGAAUUCAGCCAAAGUGUGAUAGUCAAUCGCGAACAAAAGCUAAAGGAAACGUCUUCCUCCAAAUAACUGUUUGCUGCAUUCAGACAUGAGCAGCCAAUGAGGAUUGCGAUGGUUUGACAGGGUC